Alnus glutinosa is the source of this 2085-nucleotide messenger RNA. Its product is annotated as protein VAPYRIN-like. The transcript is spliced from 2 exons. The record is from RefSeq and is a predicted model, not a curated record. Gene Ontology annotation, molecular function: protein binding. The coding region runs from base 289 to 1908 and encodes 539 amino acids. Lineage: Eukaryota; Viridiplantae; Streptophyta; Magnoliopsida; Fagales; Betulaceae.
AAUGAAAUGGACUUGGCAGAAGCAUCUCCGAAUCGAUUCUCUGUUGCUUUAACCUACACAACUGUCCUUGGAGUUAUGCAGUUGAGACGCCGAAUAGAACAAUUCAGCAUUGUUUUCAACACCCCCCACUUGGCAAUUUCUCCUUGUGGCCGGCCAUUUCCCUUCCCUUAAAAUACACCGACGAAACCUUCUCCUUCACUUCCUUUCGUCUUCCUCGAUCGAACCCCCUUCAAUUCAUGGGUCUUCCUUUUCCUCCAAAACCCACCAUUUGAACGUACGUAAAGAUCGAUGGACAGGCUUAUAAGCUUAGAGCCCUCAAACCUCGUCCCUAUCCGUAUCGAACACGGCCAGAAAUGUUCCGGCGAGCUCACGUUGCGGAACGUCAUGUACACCAUGCCGGUCGCCUUCCGGCUUCAGCCGUUGAUCAAGACCCGUUACACUGUCAGGCCACAGGCCGGGAUUAUAUCUCCUCUCGCCACGUUAACUAUAGAGAUUGUUUAUCAUCUCCCGCCGGGCUCGAAUCUUCCACACUCGUUCCCUCACUGCGAUGACUCCUUCCUUUUGCAUAGCGUGGUGGUUCCGGGAGCGGCCAUUAAGGAACCUUCGUCUGGGUUUGAUGCUGUCCCAAACGACUGGUUCACGACCAAGAAGAAGCAAGUUUUUAUAGACAGCGGCAUAAAAAUCAUGUUCGUCGGCUCGCCAGUUUUGGCUCAGCUUGUGGCCGAUGGUUCUAUGGAUGAAAUUCGGGAUGUUCUUGAGAGUAGUGAAGUCGAUUCGAGGGCGGUGGACUCGGUGGACGUGCAUGGCCAAACGUUACUUCACUUAGCAAUUGCUCAGAGUCGAGCCGAUCUUGUCCAGUUACUUCUGGAAUUUGAGCCGGACGUGGAGGCUCAAAGCCGUUCAGGGUCGAGCCCGCUUGAGGCGGCAACGGUCGCCGGAGAAUCCCUGAUAGUGGAGCUAUUAUUGGCUCAUCGAGCUAGUACAGAACGGUCGAAGUCCGCUGCUUCGGGUCCGAUUCAUCUUGCGGCCGGCGAGGGUCACGUUGAUGUGUUGAGGCUUCUAUUACUCAAGGGGGCUAAUGUGGACGCGCUCACGAACGACGGGAACACGGCUUUACACCUCGCCGUCGAAGAGGGAAGAAAGGAGUGCGCGAGGCUUUUGUUGGCAAGCGGUGCGAGGGCUGAUGUCUGUAACGCCCGACAAGCAGGUGACACGCCAUUACACAUAGCCGCAAGCUUAGGCGACGAGCAGAUGGUGAAGCUUUUGCUACAAAAGGGAGCCAACAAAGACAUUCGAAACCGGAUCGGAAAAACGGCAUACGAAGUUGCAGCGGAGCACGGACAAAACCGGCUUUUCGAUGCGCUCAAGCUCGGAGACAGUCUAUGUGUUGCUGCUCGAAAGGGCGAAGUAAGAACAAUCCAAAGGCUUGUUGAGAACGGCGCAGCCAUUAAUGGGAGAGACCAACAUGGAUGGACUGCACUGCAUAGAGCCUCGUUUAAAGGGAAAAUCAAUGCAGUGCGAGCUCUAAUCGAGAGAGGUAUUGAUAUUGAUGCUAAAGACGAAGAUGGUUACACAGCUUUGCACUGCGCGGUGGAGUCCGGACAAACUGAAGUGAUAGAGUUGCUUGUAAAGAAGGGAGCUGAUGUGGAAGCGCGAACCAACAAGGGCGUGACUCCGCUACAAAUAGCUGAAUCUCUGCACUACAUUGGUGUCACAAGAAUCCUCAUCCAUGGCGGCGCUACCAAAGAUAAUAUGAUACUGGUUCCAGCAUCCGGCCCGGUUCCGUUCGGAAACAAAAAGCUUGCCGCGAAAGAGACGGAAAUGGGGGACCUGAAGAAGAAGAAGUCCGGUAGAGCCAGAGCGCUUCGGAGUAGCUUUGAUCGGUCACUGCCGUUGGCGGUGCUCUAGCAAGUACUUCCCGUCAAAAUGGAUCUUUGUUUUCGGCUCUAAAUACAUAUUGUUGUUACUAUAAGUUGUUAAGAAAAUUAUAUGAAGUUCCACGUACAUGUAUUGAUUUGUAUCAUCCUGCAUGCCAAAGAAUCCGUUGGUAGCCUUAUGUAAGAUGAUAACUAGCUCUUUCUUGCA